AUGGAAAACAAAGCAGUUUGGCUCAAUAACCCGGGUGAAGAUCCUGUCAUCGAUACUGCGCCCUUUCCAGAACCUGGAGAGAAUCAGUUGCUUGUCAAGACAAAAGCUGUGGCUGUUCAACCUGGAGAAUGGAAGCUCCAGGCAGGCAUAAUACCAAUACCAUUGAAAUAUCCAGCCAUCAUUGGACUCUCACUGUCUGGGGUUGUGGUAAAGGUCGGUCCAGGAGUAACUAGGUUUCAACCUGGUGACCGGAUUGCAAGCAACAGCGCUGGAGUUAUGUUUAACGACUACCGUUUCGGCGCGUAUCAAAAAUAUUCGCUUGUCCCCCAGAAGCUAACAUCAAAGAUUGGCAAUACUCCAUUCGAAGAUGCGGCUGCCCUAUCUGUUGCGUAUGGGCCAAUAAGUGCUUUGUUUCUUCACUUAGGCCUCGAAAGAAAGCUUCAAACCCCUAAAACCGCAGGCGAUAAAGUACUUGUUUGGGGAAUCUCGUCCUCUUUUGGUGCUCUUUCGGCUCAGAUAGCCAAGCUAGCCGGCUACAACGUGGUUGGGAUCGCCCAUGGACGGCACACAGAAUUAGCGAGGGCUUUGGGGAUCAAUUCUUUUAUUGAUCGAUCGUCCCCAUCUGCUGUUGAAGAAGCCACCGCUCUGGGUCCGUUUCAUGCUGUACUUGCUGCAGCAGACUCAGCGGAAGAUCAGGUUAAAAUCGGCGCCAUAUUAUCGGCGCAGGGUGGCGGAAGUUUCCUGUCCACGAUGGGUGUACGGCCUGGCGUGCAACUGCCUGAAGGUGUCACAGGAUUCUUCCGCCAAUUCAUUGACGAUUAUCUAAACCCCAAAAAUCACGAGUUCACAGAAUGGGUAUGGUGGAAUUUCCUGGAGCAUGCAUUCGCCAACAAUAGCUUAAAGUCGAUUCCUUUGGAAAUACAGGGGGGCCUGUCCUCUGUACCUGAAGCUUGGGACCUGCUACGACGUGGUGCCGUCAGUGGGAAAAGAUUGAUCAUUCUUCCCCAAUUGGAGUAA
Penicillium lagena is the source of this 1017-nucleotide messenger RNA. RefSeq names its product zinc-binding alcohol dehydrogenase family protein. Bases 1 to 1017 code for a protein of 338 amino acids. Lineage: Eukaryota; Fungi; Ascomycota; Eurotiomycetes; Eurotiales; Aspergillaceae. The transcript has 4 exons. Gene Ontology annotation, molecular function: oxidoreductase activity, acting on NAD(P)H. The record is from RefSeq and is a predicted model, not a curated record.